Molecule: messenger RNA, 1068 nt
Organism: Rotaria sp. Silwood2
Lineage: Eukaryota; Metazoa; Rotifera; Eurotatoria; Philodinida; Philodinidae
Source: the annotation of a GenBank genome assembly
AUGGCAGCAUCACAAUUAUCGAUAAGCAACUUUUAUUACGCUUGCCGUAAUAACGAUAUGGAUAAAGUGAAAUUAUUUCUGGAAACUAUGAUGUCUGAUCAAAUCGACAAAUUGAAACCAAAUGAUAGUACUACUUUGCAUGCUGCAUCAUAUUAUGGACAUCAUGGAAUUGUUGAAUUAUUAUUAAAACAAGGUGCAUCAAGAUCAAUAAAAAAUAAAUACAAUUGUAUACCAUAUGAAGAGGGAAACACAGUUGAAAUAAAACAAUUAUUUUCACAUGAAAAUGUUAAUAAUAGAUUUCUAGGAAAUCUAAAUAGUACAAUUGAAUGGAUAAGAGUUGGCAAACAUAUUGAUCAAGAGGCCAAAGCAAUUCGGAAAAUGUUAAAAACUUAUUCUGAACAAGAUAAAAGUAAUAAAAAGAAAAUUCUAAUAGAGAUGAUUGAUUUGGGCAAUUACGAAGGUAUUAAUAAGAUUAAACGGUAUUUCGAUCAAGCUAAUGAUGAAAAUGAUCCCAAAUAUAUAUUAAAAGCUUAUACCGAAGAAACUGAAUUUUAUCAAAGAUUAAAUAGAGAAUUAACAAGAGCGCAUAAAUUGAAUCCAAACGAUGAAAAUCAACAUCAAUUAUUGGAUUUUCUUAAUCUGAUUUUCUGCCGCCCUAGUUUUCGUAAUGCUAAGAUUAUGACGAAAUCUUUAUUAUCAACUUCAAAAGCUCAACAUAUUGCUGAAAGCUUUGCUGCAAAAGAGAAAGCUAUUGCUGAUGGUAAUGCAAUAAAAAGAGCUUGUAUUUGUAUAUAUAAAAUUCGAAAAGCUCACACAGCAUUAGAUAUUGAAGAGUUAUCGAUGUUUCCACAUGAGCAAGAAGUUCUUUUAAUUCCAUAUUCAGCAUUUGAAAUAGUCAAUGUUCAAGAAAUUACUAGUAAUUAUGGAAUAUUAACUGAAAUUGAACUACAUCAAUGUAAAUCAUACUUUCAAACCCACAAAGCAAUCGCUGUAGGAGGAGGUUUAUUUACAGCAGCUAUUAGUCCAAUUCCAGCUUUUUUCAUCGAUGAUGAUCAAAGUCAAGAUUGA